Molecule: messenger RNA, 1175 nt
Organism: Rhineura floridana
Lineage: Eukaryota; Metazoa; Chordata; Lepidosauria; Squamata; Rhineuridae
Exons: 11
Coding region: 40-1047 (335 amino acids)
Biological process (GO): chromatin remodeling
Cellular component (GO): nucleolus; cytoplasm; nucleoplasm
Molecular function (GO): chromatin binding; histone binding; RNA binding
Source: RefSeq, a predicted model, not a curated record
UCUUGAAAAGGAUUUAGGAAGGAGCCUUGAAGCCAUUUCAUGGAAGUUGCUCUGGUUUCUUCUCUAUUGGUUGGGUCAGCAAGCAACAAGCGUGAUUGUAACACAGGUCCACCCACUGGGUUCUUGCCAAGCAAAAUGAGCUCCCUUUCCUGUCUUUCAAGUUCCCUUUCAGCAGAUGAAAACGUUGGGCCUGGCCUUUGGGGCUGUGAAUUGAAUGGUGAGAGCAGGAGGUAUGAAGUGAAGGAACAGGAUGACAUAUUGGAACACUUUCUGUACUUGCGAACGGUGUCUCUGGGUGAAGAUGCCAAUGAUGAGCCCCAUGUGGUGGCUGUGGAGUCCAAGAACAUGAGCAGUGUCCUCAAACCAAUAACCGUUGCAUCACUGAGGCCCUCUGUCUUACCAAUGAUCAGUCUUGAUGACUUUGAAUUAAUCCCUCCUGUUGUCUUCAUCCUAAAGUCUGGAACUGGGCCAGUUUACCUCAAUGGGCAACAUGUGAUCUGUCCUUCCACUGGGUACUGUCCAGACAGAAUGAGGUCCCUGCCCCACCUUUCAAGUUCCCUUUCAGCAGGUGAAAAACCCGUGACUGUCCUUUGGGGCUGUGAAUUGAAUGACAGGAGCAAGAGAUAUGAAGUGAAGGAGGAGGAUGACUUACUGGAACACCUUCUGUACUUGAGAACGGUGUCUUUGGGUGAAGAUGCUGAUGAUGAACCCCAUGCAGUGGCUGUGGAGUCCAAGAAUAUGACCAGUGUCCUCAGACCAAUACCAAUUGCAUUGCUGAGGCCCUCCAUUUUGCCAAUGAUCAGUUUUGACUGUUUUGAAUUAAUCCCUCCUGUUGCCUUUAUCCUAAAGUCUGGAACUGGGCCAGUCCAUCUGAACGGACAACACAUUAUCUUGGAUGACGGUUCCGACUACGAGCCGUCGGAAGAAAAUUUUCUGACUGAUGCGGACACCGGGGAGAGUAGCUAUAGUGAGAAUGAGGUACAAUUCAAUGCUGAAGCAGAAGCCAAAGGACAAUCACAGGCAGAAGAAGCAUCUAAUGAAAGAUGAUGUCCCAUUUCCUAGUUGUAGCAAGUAUCACAUGCAGGGGGUCUGCCAAAGCGACAACUUUGGACAGUUCCAAACACUACAGAUGGAUUCUACAAUGGGAUGGUUAUUAAAUAUCUGUUAAACAGCUA